UGUCAGCUUGCCGGCCGGCCAUGUCGCGCGGCGAAGGCAUCACCGUGAACCUGGAGCGGAUGGCGCGCCGGCUGAUGCAGAGGCAGGAGGCGGCGGCGUCCGACGAGGAGCGCCGGAUGAUGGUGAGCACCCACCGGGUGUCCCCCGUUCCGGCGCACCUCCGCGACGCCAACCCGGACGCCUACACGCCGCGGUUCGUCUCCGUCGGCCCGCUACACCGCGGCGACGCGCGGCGGCUCGGCGCCGGCGAGCGCCUCAAGAUGGCCUACCUCCACAGCCUCAUCUCCCGCGGCCACCCCGACCAGGCAGGCCAGCUCGCCGUCAUCCAGGAGUACCUCCGCGUCGUCGCCGCACGGGAGACGGACGCCCGCGCGUUCUACGGCGAGGACGUCGUCAUGUACGCCGACGAUUUCAUCCAGAUGCUGGUGCUCGACGGCUGCUUCAUCAUCGAGCAUCUCGCCAACGUCGCCAUCGGGAGGGAGGAAGCGUCGCUUCACGCCACGCCGUUCGGCCCCGUGCAGCUAUCUGUCGAUCUCAUCCUCGCCGAGAACCAGAUCCCGUUCUUCGUCCUCAUCGACCUGGUCAGAAGCACCAAGCUGCCGGAGUUCGCGUCCACGGGAUACUCGCCGGAGGUGUUGCUGAUGAAGCUGGUGCUGUACUACCUCGCCGGCGAGAAGGGCCGCGACAUGGGCCACGACGCGCUGCCGUCCGCGGUUGAUGGCAUCGCCCACAUCUUACAUCUGCUCCACGCGACGGUCACCGUGGCGCGGACAAAGUGGGAGCCGCCGCCGCGCAUCCAGGACAGCGCGGUGCUCGGGACGGCGCAGGAGGUGGCGCGGCUGCUGCGGCGGCUCCCGCUGCUGCUGCUGGUGCCGCUGCUGUACCCGAUACUGCCGGAGGAGAGCAAGUGGCGCGCCAGCUACGGGCGGGACGACGUGCCGUCGGCGAGCGACCUGAAGCGGAUGUGGGUGCGGUUCAAGAAGGCGCCGCGCGGCAGCGGCCCGGCGGUGGGCGGCAUCGCGUCGGUGAUGGGGCCGGUGCCACUGGCCGUGAAGCUGGCGCACGAGGACAAGCUCCGGCUGCCGCAGCUGCGCGUGGAGCUCCGGACGGCGGCGCUGCUGCUGAACCUGAUGGCGUUCGAGCAGUCGGCGGGGAAACCGGAGGCGCAGGACGUGUCGGCGUACGUGUCGUUCAUGGCGAAGAUGGUGCAGUCGGCGGAGGACGCGGGCGCGCUGACGGCGUCGGAGGUGGUGGUGGUGGUGGGCGGCGGCGGCGAGAGCAAGGAGGAGGUGGUGAGGCUGUUCCGGCAGGUGGGCGCGGCGAGCGGGGAGGUGGAGCUGGAGCGGAGCUACCUCGGGAGGAUGAUGGUGGAGCUCCGGGAUCGGAGCCGGCACCCGCUGUUCAUGAUGUGGGCGGACGUGAAGCGCAACUACUUCACCGUGCCAUGGGCGGUCGUCGCCGAGUUCGUCGCCUUCGUCACCUUCGUCUCCACCAUUGUCCAGAUGUACUCCUCCUUCAAGUCCAAAUGAUCCAUACCUCUACUCCUGUAUACUCCAUAUCUCGCCGAGCAAUUUUACGGUCUAACAAAAAGUAACAAAAAGUAUCUUGAGAUACUGGUAUCUCGCGGCACUAAAUUAUUUCUGAUUGUUGGAUCUAACCACGCACAUCCCACUCAGCUAGAUUCAAUAGUGAGAAAUGAUUUGGUAACUCAAGAUACCGGUAUCUCAAUAUACUUUUUAUUGGACCGAAGAAAAUCUCUAUCUCGUCAUGACAUGUAUGCAUCCAUCUGCAGCUAUCCGAUCUCCUUGCUUAAUUCUUAGCUUCUUCUUAUUGACCUAAUUACUUAUAUGUUCUCUUGGCCUAAUUCUUGGAUUUAAUUGUUUUCUGA
Molecule: messenger RNA, 1888 nt
Organism: Oryza brachyantha (malo sina)
Lineage: Eukaryota; Viridiplantae; Streptophyta; Magnoliopsida; Poales; Poaceae
Product: UPF0481 protein At3g47200-like
Exons: 1
Coding region: 21-1529 (502 amino acids)
Source: RefSeq, a predicted model, not a curated record